UGCAACACGUAAUUCAAAGUAUGAGUAUUGUGUCUCAUCAACAAUUUCACAGAUGGAAUGAUAAGAAAAUAAAAGUCACUAAAACGAAGUGUCAGUCUUCAUCUCUUGAUAAUAAUUUAAGGUUAGUUUUAACUGUUUUGCAUUUGUUUUGUUUUUAGUGCAAUAUAUUUCUUGGCUCCAAAUUUGCAUGUUGAGUUGCAGAAAUUUAUAAAAAUAACAACAGAAAAAGCAAUUUUAUAGUUGGCACAUGCAACGUCAUAGCAGAGAUACAAUAAUACAGCCACUAUAAUAUAUAGAACAUAACACCAACAAUGUCUUCAGUGUUACUCUCUUUACCAGAAAUUUUUGCGUCGUACAAAAACUGGGUAAGUCAGAAUCCACAGUCCAUAAGCGAUUGUGAAACAACAGCAAAGUGGAUUUCAUAUUUUAUUGCUGGAAAAAUCAACAGUUCACAUGUGCUCUCAGAGCUUGUGUAUUGUUUAUCAAAUCUUCUGGUACUUCUUAAUGACAGAAUUAUAAAUAAUGCAAAACAGCUAGAGAUUCCUGGAUCAGGAGAUACUUUAAAGUUGUGGCUUACAGUUGUUGAAUAUUGUGAAGUUCUGUUUGAGUUAUCGGCUCAAAAAAUUUGGGGAAAUCGAGGAAAAUGGUUAAUCAUUGUAGGUGUACAGAUUUUCAAAUGUGUGUCAAGAUUAAUUCUUAUUUACAAUCAUAAAGAAACCAUAAUACAAACACCCCCAAUACCUUUAUUGGAUAGAGCAAAGUUAAGUAAAGUCCCCCCUAACUAUGGUUCAGUACGAGAUAUAGCUCAAGCACAAAUGGAUUCCAUAUCAUUUACUUUAAAAGGCUCGGGAAGGGUGAUCAGGAGAGUUGAUGCUUCCCCCCCUAUUCACGUUCGUACCUGGAGGCCUCUACAGGUCCAAGAACCCUGUGAUAAUGAUCAAACAAUAGAGCAGGCAUUAGCAGGUCGCCAGCUUAUUGCAGAAACUAUUUAUAUUAUGAAACCUAUAGCGCACUUAACUUCAGUUGCUUGUUUUGGAAGUAACUCAUGGAAGCCCUGGAUUGUAGCACUUGCUCUAGAUUUAACAAGUCUGCAAUUGUAUGGAUCCUGCAAAAAAGCAAAAGUCAACUCCUUGACACCUAAACAGAGAUUGCAGAUAUCAAAAAGAAGUUUUCUGCUUGUGAUGUAUUUAUUAAGGUCACCUUUUUAUGACAAUUAUAGUGAAGAUAAAUUGAAUGCUUUGUUAAAUUCAUUGAGUAAAAAUGUGCCUCUUGCCAAAUUAAUUUGUAAUCCAUUACUACAAUAUUUGCCUUUCUGGCAAAGCAACUAUUUUUAUAUGUGGUCCACAUAAGGGUGUAAGGUAGGGAUCUUCGUGCUUUCACACAGGGUUCAUAAUUUUCACAGUUAUAAGAUUACAGCUGUACGUUCCAUUUUUUUUUUUUAUUAAGUAUGUGAAAAUCAUUAUUUUAUUAAUAAAUGUCAUGGUUUUGUUAAA
Messenger RNA from Zophobas morio, 1493 nucleotides. Its product is annotated as peroxisomal membrane protein PEX16. Gene Ontology annotation, cellular component: peroxisomal membrane. Gene Ontology annotation, biological process: peroxisome organization. The record is from RefSeq and is a predicted model, not a curated record. The transcript has 5 exons. Lineage: Eukaryota; Metazoa; Arthropoda; Insecta; Coleoptera; Tenebrionidae. Bases 312 to 1349 code for a protein of 345 amino acids.